AUAUACUUUCCUCCGAAGAGUGUAGGUCCGAAAAUCGUCAAUCAUCGUUGGUCAUCGGUUUUUAUCGCCGCGCAAGAGUAUAUAAAGGGAAUACACGUGUCUGCCUCAUUAGUGUAUGACACGUAGAUCAUCGCGUGGAAUUGCGAGAUUAUAUUCUUUUGAUAUCGCGAAAAGUCUGACGAAAUUAUUACUCGUGUUUUCUAGCAACGUCGAGUUGUAAAAUCUGUACGACAUUUUCUCACGAACGCUUUUAAAGAUCUGUAUUGAAUGUAAGAAGAAGAAAAGGAAACUUAUACGGCACCUGUCAUCGUAAUUUUUCAUUUUGGCUGAGUCAAGAAAUCUCCAGAUUGUCAAUAGUAGCUUUUCAUAACAUUAUAACACGAUUAAAAUGGAGUUUCCAAAUUUGGGAGAACAUUGUUCUGAGAGCACAUGUAAUCGUUUGGAUUUCUUACCAUUAAAGUGUGAUGCCUGUGCGGCAAUUUUUUGCACAGAUCAUAUAUCAUAUGCAAGUCAUGGCUGUCCUAGUGCGUACAAGAAGGAUGUGCAGGUUCCUGUAUGUCCAUUGUGCAAUGUUCCUAUAUCGAUAAAACGUGGUGAUCCACCUGAUUUGGCUGUAGGAUUACACAUAGAUAAUGACUGUAGAGAAAAUCAAAGAAAAAUAUUUUCCAAUAAAUGUUCUUCAAAAGGAUGCAAGGUCAAAGAAAUGGUACCAGUGAAGUGCAGCGAAUGUGGUGCAAAUUUUUGUUUAAAGCACAGGCAUCCCACCGAUCACGCUUGCAUCGGAGCAGAAGAAGCAUUGAGACUACGUAGGUUGGAAGCACUAAACAAAAAAUCUCAAACGACAAUAUCACAAAAUAGCAGCAACAGCAAUUCACAUUCGUUUCGAAGUCUUCAAGGAACAUUGAGCGAGGAUGAAGCACUAGCUAGAGCUCUCCAAGCUUCCCUAGAGGAUGAAGAAAGAAGCAGAAGAGUAUUACAACCAGUGCCUUCUGGAAACAGAGAUAGAUGUAGACUUUCUUAACUAUUUAUAAAUUAUUUUAUAUUAUUAUAGAAAAAAUAUUUGUUUCCUGAAAUAUCGUUAAUUUAUAUAAACAUACAUAUAAUUUACUUUUAUUCAAUGUACACAAACAACAAAAGUUCUAAAUUUAAAUGAUUAUAUUCUUUGCUGCAUUCAUUUUUGAGCUAUUAUAUAUCAUUAUAGAUGUAACGACUUUGUUACCUCUAUAAGCUGUUAUCAUGUAGUAUAUAUAUAUAGAAAUUACAACAUAUUUAUAAAAUUGCUCACCUAGUUAAGCACAUUGUACUACAGCAUUUUGUGAGAGUUCAUAGUAAAAUUCGAAAUUUUGUAAAGUUAAA
Molecule: messenger RNA, 1356 nt
Organism: Camponotus floridanus (Florida carpenter ant)
Lineage: Eukaryota; Metazoa; Arthropoda; Insecta; Hymenoptera; Formicidae
Product: AN1-type zinc finger protein 2A
Exons: 2
Coding region: 389-1021 (210 amino acids)
Biological process (GO): protein targeting to ER; proteasome-mediated ubiquitin-dependent protein catabolic process
Cellular component (GO): endoplasmic reticulum; cytoplasm
Molecular function (GO): zinc ion binding
Source: RefSeq, a predicted model, not a curated record